Aspergillus niger is the source of this 744-nucleotide messenger RNA. RefSeq lists its product as uncharacterized. Gene Ontology annotation, cellular component: cytoplasm. Gene Ontology annotation, molecular function: gamma-glutamylcyclotransferase activity; glutathione specific gamma-glutamylcyclotransferase activity. Bases 1 to 744 code for a protein of 247 amino acids. Lineage: Eukaryota; Fungi; Ascomycota; Eurotiomycetes; Eurotiales; Aspergillaceae. The record is from RefSeq and is a predicted model, not a curated record. Gene Ontology annotation, biological process: glutathione catabolic process. The transcript has 5 exons.
AUGUCCUUUCAUCCGAAAAAGGCUGGCGCGAAAACUUCCCCGACGGCGACCUCUGGGUGUUCGGCUACGGAUCAGCGUGUUCCGGGUUAUAUCAAUGGCUAUGUCCGGAGGUUUUGGCAGGCUAGUAACGACCACCGCGGAACGCCAGAGAAUCCAGGUCGGGUAUUAACAGUGAUUGACCGGGAGUUUUGGGAAACUCUCGAUGAUCCGCUAGCACACCAUGAAACCUCCGCAACAGCUACAGUCUGGGGCGUAGCGUACCACAUCCCUGCUAGCCAUGCCAAUGAAGUCCGACACUAUCUUGACAUUCGGGAAAUCAACGGCUACUCCGACCACUACACGCCGUUCCACCCCGUCCUAACAUCCAAGGGAGCUGAAUCUACCGACACCUCGGAAUAUCCUGCCACCCCCAUUACCUGCAUGGUCUACAUCGGCCAGCCCAGCAACCCGCAAUUUCUACGUGACCCUGCGCAGCGUGAACAACAGGCGGUGGCCGAGGUGAUCAGUCGCAGCGAGGGCAAGAGCGGGAAGAACGCGGAAUACCUGUUCAUGUUGGAGAAGGCGCUUGAAGGGCUUGGGUUCGGUAAUGCUGAGAUGCAUGUCACCGAUCUAGUAAAACGGGUGAAAGCGCUCCAGAACGAGGAAGAGGUGCGUGAGGAGGAGGAGCAGGCUGAACGGGACUUGGAAGAGUCGUUGCAUCCAUCGGCGCGGGAAGCACAUGAACGGUUCCCGCCUGCUGAAUAG